Molecule: messenger RNA, 2897 nt
Organism: Acanthoscelides obtectus
Lineage: Eukaryota; Metazoa; Arthropoda; Insecta; Coleoptera; Chrysomelidae
Source: the annotation of a GenBank genome assembly
CUUUUGUUGCAAGCUGGAUGAAAUUUAGUCAAAAUAGAUGAAGUAUCGACACUAGGUUACAUUAUAUCAUAACCUCGAGUCUGGUUUUAUCGAAUUUUUAUUCCUAAAAACUGUUCAAUCAUACUUUGUGGGGCCUAAGAAACGAUUGAGGUUCGGAUGAUCUCGAAAUUUGCAGUUUUUCUAAUUUCUUCGAUUUUGUGCAUGCUAUUGUCUUGACUAUGAAAUGUUGGCACAAAACAUCUUACAUGCUAUUUUAGGGCCAUAUUUGUUGCUCUGUGAUUGACAUUGUCGUAAGAAGUGUAAAGAGGUCCGACAAAAAGUGUAUAGUUAGAGCAUCGAUUGUGUCAAGGUUGUGAAGCCCGUGAUCCGGUUUGAAAAAUGGGUAAAGAGAAAACUCACAUCAACAUCGUGGUAAUCGGCCACGUGGAUAGUGGCAAGUCUACAUCGACAGGUCACUUGAUCUACAAAUGUGGCGGCAUCGAUAAGCGUACCAUCGAGAAGUUCGAAAAGGAGGCGCAGGAAAUGGGAAAAGGAUCAUUCAAAUAUGCAUGGGUAUUGGACAAGCUGAAAGCGGAACGCGAACGCGGUAUUACGAUUGAUAUCGCAUUGUGGAAGUUUGAGACUUCUAAAUACUACGUGACGAUCAUCGAUGCCCCCGGGCACAGGGAUUUCAUCAAAAACAUGAUCACCGGCACUUCGCAGGCUGAUUGUGCUGUACUGAUCGUCGCGGCAGGUACUGGUGAAUUUGAAGCUGGUAUUUCGAAGAAUGGCCAGACUCGCGAACAUGCUCUUCUAGCUUUCACCUUGGGCGUAAAACAGUUGAUUGUGGGCGUUAACAAGAUGGACUCCACUGAACCACCUUACUCGGAGGCUCGUUUCGAGGAAAUUAAGAAGGAAGUGUCUUCGUACAUUAAGAAAAUUGGGUACAACCCAGCUGCAGUGCCAUUCGUACCAAUCAGUGGGUGGCAUGGGGAUAACAUGUUGGAGCCCAGCGACAAAAUGCCAUGGUUCAAAGGGUGGAACAUUGAACGUAAAGAGGGUAAAGCGGAAGGAAAAACUCUAAUCGAAGCUUUGGAUGCCAUUUUGCCCCCAUCCAGACCUACUGAGAAACCUCUGAGAUUACCGCUUCAGGACGUAUACAAAAUCGGCGGUAUUGGCACUGUGCCCGUAGGCCGUGUGGAAACCGGCAUCCUGAAGCCCGGCAUGGUGGUGACAUUCGCCCCGGUCGGCCUAACCACCGAAGUGAAAUCGGUGGAAAUGCACCACGAAGCGUUGCAGGAGGCCGUUCCCGGAGACAACGUUGGCUUCAACGUGAAGAACGUUUCCGUGAAGGAGCUGCGACGCGGAUACGUCGCAGGGGACUCGAAGAACAACCCGCCCAAGGGGGCUUCUGACUUCACCGCUCAGGUCAUCGUGCUGAACCAUCCGGGACAGAUUGCUAAUGGAUACACUCCAGUAUUAGAUUGCCACACCGCUCACAUAGCCUGCAAAUUUGCCGAGAUCAAGGAGAAGUGCGACCGCCGUACAGGCAAAACCACCGAGGAGAAUCCAAAGGCGAUCAAGUCCGGCGAUGCUGCAAUUGUCAAUCUGGUACCAACCAAGCCGAUGUGCGUAGAAUCCUUCCAGGAGUUCCCGCCGUUGGGCAGAUUUGCCGUCAGGGACAUGAGACAAACGGUGGCUGUGGGCGUGAUAAAGUCGGUAACAUUCAAGGAUACUGCUGGUAAAGUAACGAAGGCCGCCGAGAAGGCGCAGAAAAAGAAAUAACUAGCCGUGGCAGUCCAUGUCGUGGUGCAAGAUGGGCCACACCAUUAUUCAUAUGGUUGCGGCUGCCCUUGCCCACAGCAACGCAACUAUUUCCAUCGCAAAGAGUUUAGGAGGAAAAAUACCGAGGUCAUUCUACUACCAGCACCAACACCUGUACUACUAUUAUUGGGAUAUUAUUACUAUUAUUCGCGUAUCAUCAUCCGUUACUACCUUUUCUUAGUUAUUAUCAUUCGUUCGUCUACACCUACUUUUUCUUGUUCAUUUUUAUAGUAUAUAGUGUGCAUGGAACGCGAAACAAAUUCAAACAGGGUUUUUUCAGAUUUGUAUGUAAGAUGACGUAGGAUUUUUGUUGAAAGGUGAAACAUUUUUAUGCUAAAAAAACUUCCAUACCAAUUUGGUGAUAUUUUACUUACAACUACGUCGCUUCUGUGAUCUCAGAGUUACCAUUAUCGCCAUCAAACUUGUUGGAACAUAUAAACGUUUAUUUGACGUAAUAUCGACGUUUCAAGCGAUCUAAAGGUGAUUGUAUUUUCAGUGGUCAUAACGUGUCUUUAACACUGACAGAAUGUGGCAAAUAUAUGAUCCUGCAACCAUAUUUAGGAACAUGAAUUCUGGACCUAGUACACCUCAUGCCUUGUUUAUAUGUGGCAGUUGGUGCAAUGGAAAAAGGUUUAUGGAACGUUUCAUGAACGUUUUUUUCUGGACCUACGGUAUUCCACGUAGUUUACCACUUCACGUUGUUGUAACGUUUGAUAUACGUUUACAUGUUGACAUGGCAUUUGUUAUGUCGUAUUUUCUGGCUAAAUUGGCUCUUAUACUAUUAACCUCUUGUAAUACCGAUGCCUUGAUUUAGAUCAAGAAACUGGCUUACCCAGGUCAAGUAAACUUUUGUCGAGAAAAUGUCUGAACGUUCCUAUCACUACUGUACUACGUUUUUAUUGGAUGUAGCUAUGAGGUUUUUAUAAUAUCAUUUGGAAAGAGCAUUUCUGAUGUCAUAGGAUAAGUUAUCUUAUUAGAAGUUAAGUUGUUGAUUUUUGUUUUUUUGUUAAUUAAUGAAUGAUAGACUUGAUACAAAUUUAUGUAAUAAGCUUCUCUGAAUAAUCAAUAAAAGAAGCUCAUAUGAAUCCGAAAUA